GGAUCAGCGAGCACAGGCUCGUGCGCUGUGAGAGCCUCACCUUCCACUCAGUCGCUCAGUCAGUCCGUCAGUCUGUCUGUCCGUCUAUCCGCUGCUCCGCGCUCACGCAGCGACACCUUCGCUGCCCUCACCCGGCGAAGAAGCACCGUAUUCUCGCCGUACAACAACCACGGAGAGCCGCAGACACUCGCCGCCUUUUCCAGAAGGAUGAGACAGGUCCGGCAUGGUCUGGACUGAGCUGCUCCAGUACCAGGACGAUGGCUCAGAGACGGAUAUCAUGCUGGUGAGGCCGCCUGCCAGAACCCGCCACACCUACACCGAGUGACGCCGCCAUGCCUCGCCUGCCUCCCUGAUUCCCUUCCACACUCCCUCCACUCAGCGCCACAGCAGUCCCCCCGCCCCGUCCCCCCGUGAAGUCACCAUGGCGACCCCCUUCCUGUGGAAGCUGUCCUCCCAGAAGCUGGGCUUCUUCCUGGUCAGCUUCGGCUUCAUCUGGGGCAUGAUGCUGCUGCACUUCACCAUCCAGCAGAGGGCCAGCCACGAGAACAGCGCCGUGCUGCGCCAGCAGAUCCUCGACCUCAGCAAGCGAUACAUCAAAGCUCUGGCAGAGGAGAACCAGAGCGUCAUGGACGGGCCCUACGUGGGUACCAUGACGGCUUACGACUUGAAGAAGACCCUGGCGGUGCUGCUGGACAACAUCAUGCUGCGGCUGGGUAAACUCGAGUCAAAGGUGGAGAACAUCUACAACGGCACCGUGGGAAACCUCACCAACGCCAUCGGCACCGCCACACCCAGUGCCACCAACCCGGAGAAGGUGAACGUAGCAGGUAAGAGAAGAGAGAGCAGAUCAAUGAAAAGGAAAGCUAGUGGGGAUACUGAAAGGUUUUUUCAUAAGAAGAGUGCACAGCAGGAAGAGAAGGAGGGAAAUGAAGGAGAAGGUAGUGUACUGGAGAGACCAGGAGGCUCAGAGCAGGAGAAGGCAACAGGAGGAGAUGAACAAGUAAGUGAAGGAGAAGAAGAUGUGAUGGAUGAAGAAGACGAGGCUGCUGCAGUUUCAGAAAGUGGGACAGAGGCAGGGAGUGACCACCAGGCAGAUGAAGAUGACAGGGAGGAAGAGGGUCCUAGGCCUACUGCCGUUCCCCCUGGACCACAUGAUCUUCUAAACGGAGCUCAGGAGAAGUGUGAGCUGCCGCCGCUCGACGGCUUCCCUCACUGCGAGGGCAAGGUCAAGUGGAUGAAGGAGAUGUGGCACUCAGACUCCUGCUAUUCCAACUACGGCGUGGACGGCUCCACCUGCUCCUUCUUCAUCUACCUCAGUGAGGUGGAGAACUGGUGUCCUCGUCUUCCCUGGAGGACAAAGACGCUCGGUGAAGACAUCGACAGGAGGAGACAGGCAGAGGUCCGCACCAACUUCGACGAGCUUUACCGUGUGAUGUCACAGAGGGAGGAGUUUCGCUGGAUGAUGCUGAGGAUCAAGCGCAUGGCCGAGCCGUGGGUCAGCGCCAUCCGAUCGCUGGCCGAUAAGCAGAACCUGGUCAAGCGUCAGAAGAAGAAGAUCCUGGUGCACUUGGGUCUGCUGACGAAGGAGUCGGGUUUUAAAAUAGCUGAAAACGCCUUCAGCGGCGGCCCGCUGGGCGAGCUGGUCCAGUGGAGUGACCUCAUCACCACGCUGUACCUGCUGGGCCAUGACGUCCGCAUCUCAGCCUCCAUCGCCGAGCUCAAAGAGAUCAUGCGUAAGGUGAUGGGGAACAAGUCCAGCUGUCCCACGCAGGGCGAUAAGGUGGUGGAGCUCAUCUACAUCGACAUCGUGGGACUGACGCAGUUCAAGAAGACGCUGGGACCGUCCUGGGUCCACUACCAGUGCAUGCUGCGAGUGCUCGACUCUUUUGGGACGGAGCCAGAGUUCAAUCACGCUCACUACGCCCAGUCCAAGGGUCACAAGACGCCCUGGGGGAAGUGGAACCUCAACCCGCAGCAGUUCAACACCAUGUUCCCUCACACUCCAGACAACAGCUUCCUGGGCUUCGUGGUGGAGCAGCACCUGAACGCCAGCGACAUCAGGCACAUCGACGACAUCAAGAGGCAGAACCAGUCGCUCGUCUACGGCAAAGUCGACAACUUCUGGAAGGACAAGAAGAAGUACCUGGACGUCAUCCACAGCUACAUGGAGGUCCACGGCACCGUGCACGGCACCAGCACCGUCCACCUGCCCAGCUACGUCGAGAACCAUGGCAUUCUGAGCGGCCGCGACCUGCAGUUCCUGCUCCGAGAAACCAAGCUCUUCGUGGGUUUGUCUUUCCCGUACGAAGGUCCCGCUCCUCUGGAGGCCAUCGCCAACGGCUGCGCUUUCCUCAACCCCAAGUUCAACCCACCGAAGAGCAGCAAGAACACGGACUUCUUCAAAGGCAAACCCACUCUGAGAGAGCUGACGUCUCAGCACCCGUACGCUGAGGUUUACAUCGGUGAGCCUCACGUGUGGACGGUGGACAUCGAGAACCCAGCAGAGGUGGAGCGAGCGAUCCGCUCCAUCCUCAGUGAGAAGAUUGAGCCAUACCUGCCCUACGAGUUCACGUGUGAGGGGAUGCUGCAGAGAGUCAACGCCUUCAUCGAGAACCAGGACUUCUGUCAUGGUCAGGUGAUGUGGCCUCCUCUCAGUGCUCUGCAGGUGAAGAUGGCAGAGCCGGGUCGCUCGUGUAAACAGGUCUGUCAGGAGGAGCAGCUCAUCUGUGAGCCGUCCUUCUUCCAACAUCUCAACAAGGACACGGACCUGGCCAGGUUCGGCGUGGUGUGUGACAGCGUGGAGUCGAGUGCGGACACCGUAGUCCCCGCCUACAGUGCGUCUCGUCAUCACUGUGUGUUUCAGUCUGACCUGCUGCUGUUCAGCUGUGCCGGCGCUCACCAGACGCUGCCACGCGUCUGCCCCUGCCGUGACUACAUGAAGGGCCAGGUGGCGCUGUGUAAAGACUGUCUAUAGCACACACACACACACACACAGCUGGUCGUCAUGUCAGGGGGGGCGUGGUCUGUGGGCGUGGCUGGAUGUGGGAGCAGCCCCCAUGGUGACAGACUGUGUUUGUUCAUAUUCAUCAUGUGGAAGCAGCGCCGCCCCAGUGGACUGAAGUGCACAUAUCAGUGAGUGGCUCUUUGGACGCCCCGCCCACCACCACCCAAACCCUGCCCUUUACACUCCAUGCACCGCCCUCCCUGCCCCGAAACUGCUUUUUUCUUUACGGUAGAUUUACACUGGACACACACACACACUAACAUAUACACGCACACACACAGACACACACUAACAUAUACACGCACACACACACACACACACACACAGUUUUACACUGUAACGUCUCGUUCGUUUCUUCUUGAGAAAAAAAAAAACGCGUCAGAUCGGACAUUUAACGUAAAAGCUUUUAUUCACACGUCCUCACAGCAGGAAGUCCACAUCCACUUUAAAGGGAAAGUUCGGACGUUGUUUUUUUAAGUUCCACAAACUUAAAAAAAAAAAAAAAUCCCUUUUUUAAAAAGUCGCACGCUCUUAUUUAAAAAAAAAAACACGUCACGUGCGUUUGUAUGAGGGGAAAAAAAGGCCAGUAGAGAAUCCUGAGACGAUUCUCGUUAUUUGUCGUGACGUAGCGUUUUAGGCUCCGCCUCCUGCAGAGAAUUCGUAAAAAAUGUGCGUGUUUGUUGACAACGUUCGGGGGACGACAAACACAAGCGCACAAUUCUUUAUUACGACGACGACAGCGAGAAUAAAAGUUAGUUUUCUUAGUGGUGAGAAGAGGAAGUGCACUACGACGACACUGUACAUUAUUGCGAUGUUUUCUUUAUUUAUUUUGUACACAGAUGUUUUUUUCUGUUUCUGCUGGAAUUCAGUUUUUAAUUUAUCGCAGGGGUGUUUCCAAACUUUUUUUUCCCUUUUUAAAUAGAUUUUUAUUUAUGGAGAUUUUUAUUGAACGUGUGCGAAAAGGGGGCGUGGCUUCUGUUCAAGUUCGUUUUUAACGUGUUGUGUUUUUUUAAAAAACAUUUCUGCACAAAAGUAAGUUUCACAAAAAAAAAAUUCGGAAAAUUUUCCGGGAAAAAUAUGUUUGGGUCAUUUGACGUAACUUUAGUCGCGGAGACUUCGUACACUUUACGUUCUUUUAUGUUUUUAUCGUGUCAAAGAAAAAACGCGAUGUGCCUUUUUUUCAGUUCUUAAGAUUUUUAUCGUUCACAUGAAUUUAAAUCUUUAAAUUAUUUACAUUUUUUUCUUAUUUUACUCUUAAUUUAAAAAAAACAAAACACCCAAACUUUAUUUAUACAACAGCACACGGAUGACGUGUCGGGGUUAAUUGUAUUAUUUAGUUUAAAUCUGAUUAGUUUAAUCUGAUUACUCACACUAAUCCUGUGAAAAGACCCAAACCAACAAUAUAUAUACAUAUAUAUAUAUAUGUGUGUGUAUAUAUAUAUAUAUAUAUAUAUGUGUGUGUGUAUUUAUAUAUACAUACAUACAUACAUAAUGUUGUUUCUUUUAAUCUAACAGCAGUGAAACAUUCAUUUUGUUGGGGAUUAUUUUAAUCUGUGGAUGAAAACUGUUGAGCUCUUUUUAGGGGAUUAAUGAUUUUAAGUAAUUUUAAAUCAAAUAUUUCAAGUUUUUGUGAGUAAAAAAAAGCCUUUAUUUUAUUUUAUUUUGUGUCAAACACGCGACUGAAGAAGUGAAGAACGCAGCAACUUCUUUCUUUGUUUUUAUUUUCAGUCUUUGACGAGUGAGAGGGAUAUAACUUUAUUUUUAAAUAAACUUGUCUCUGGUUUUA
Molecule: messenger RNA, 4790 nt
Organism: Solea solea (common sole)
Lineage: Eukaryota; Metazoa; Chordata; Actinopteri; Pleuronectiformes; Soleidae
Gene: mgat5
Product: alpha-1,6-mannosylglycoprotein 6-beta-N-acetylglucosaminyltransferase
Exons: 18
Coding region: 422-2974 (850 amino acids)
Biological process (GO): protein N-linked glycosylation
Cellular component (GO): Golgi apparatus
Molecular function (GO): alpha-1,6-mannosylglycoprotein 6-beta-N-acetylglucosaminyltransferase activity
Source: RefSeq, a predicted model, not a curated record